Colletotrichum higginsianum IMI 349063 is the source of this 1323-nucleotide messenger RNA. RefSeq names its product Dockerin type 1. The coding region runs from base 1 to 1323 and encodes 440 amino acids. Lineage: Eukaryota; Fungi; Ascomycota; Sordariomycetes; Glomerellales; Glomerellaceae. The transcript has a single exon. The record is from RefSeq and is a predicted model, not a curated record.
AUGGCCAGGUCAAACCAACUCCUUUUCACUCUCUUCCUCGCCCUCACCACCGGCACCCAUGCGGCUCCUCAGGCAGCCGUCGCCGCCGGCGCCGAAAGGCCCGUCAAGGUCGCCGCGCGCGCCGAGCCGGCCGAGUUCGAGCCGCAGACCAACGCCGGCCCCGGAGGCAGCGACUUCAAGGACUCGGCGCACUUCCGGGUCUACAGCGGCGGCAACGACGCGGCCGACUCGCUCGCCAUGCUCGAGGGCGCGUACGAGUGCUUCGUCAACACGCUCGGCUGGCGCUCGUCCGGCCUCUCUUUCAACGCGGGCUCCGACGACGGCCCCUACUGCAAGACCAACAUCUACUCCGUCUCCAACCUCGACAGCGCCGCCGGCGUCAUGCACUCGGAGCCUGAGACCGGCGCCGGCUGGCUAGAGGUCGUCCACCAGUACCUCGCGACGCCGGGCGUCACUGUCCACGAGUACGGACACGCCCUGCACUACCACCAGCGCACCUGGGUGAACCAGCAGCGCACCGGCGCCUGGUGGGAGACGGUCGCCAACUGGAUCGCCGACACGUACAACACGUCGCCCCUCUGCGCCGACGCCCGCGCCAAGCACGCCUCGCCCGAGGGCCGCACCGAGUUCAACGUCAACAAGGUCAUCGGCGACUCGUUCCAGGUCUUGGUCGACGGCUCCGUCGGCUCCGGCAACUAUUACGAGGCCUGGCCGUUCUUCACCUACCUCACCAACAACCCGGACAACAUCGCAGGCCUCGGCAAGGACACGCUGCACCAGCUCAUGGUCCAGUACGAGGAGAACAGCAACGAGACGCCGCUGCACACCCUCGACCGCGUCCUCGCCGGCAACGCCACCGCCGCCGAAGUCGUCGGCCGCUACUGGGCCCGCAUGGCCUACGUCGACAUCGGCCACGACCAGGCCCAGGAGCUCUUCAACCAGGCCAAGGACACGGUCAACUUCGCCAACGUCGACGAGUCAGGAUCAUCCGGCUAUAGAGUCAAGUCCGCCCGUGCGCCUCGCUACAUGGGCUCUAACAUCAUCCCGCUGACGACGUCGAGCGCCGGCAAGGUCGACGUCAAGAUCACCUCGGACGGCGAGUUCACGGCGACGCUCGCCAUCAAGGGAGCCAGCGAGGUCCGCUACGUCACGCUCGUCAACGGUGCUGGCUCCGCCGAGGUCGCCAGCGGCGAGGAGGCCACCUUGGUCGUCGCCAACACACCCAAGACCCCGAUCCUCUACGACGGCUUCGAGCUGGCUAGCAGCGAGGCCAACAAGGGUCUGGACUACUCCUUCACCUUGACCGGUGCCACCGUCGCCUGA